AGGCUUAGAAUGUUUUAUAUUAAUGGGUUUUAAUGAAUGGAUUGAAGAAAACUUAACAAUUUUUAUUAGAUGGAAGUGCCUGUGCAUAGUGCCGACAGUCUACCAAAAAGAGUCCUCUUCCCCAAGAAGAAAUGGUUUGCCGAGGAAGACCCUCCGAAGGACUUGGUUAUAAUAUCCAGAAAGGAGUGGGAGGCUGUCGAGCCGGAAUGUAAUCCAGAGUUUGAUCAGCUGACUCCCAUGAAAGGACCAGCUGUUAGGGUCAACUUCAAUUGCACUGCUUCCGAACCUUGCUACAACCUGACGGAAUGUAAAGCAUUGCUCCAGAGGUGUCAAGAGAAUUACAUGGGCUGUGGCUACCCUGAUAUCACACACAAUUUCAUGAUUGGUGCAGACGGCAGAGUGUACGAGGGUAGAGGUUGGGACACAAUACCAGACCAUCUCUGGGGGAAAAACAAAGACAAAUGCAUAGACAUUGCAUUUACUGGAUUCUACAUGGAUCACGAUAAAUACCCCCUGCCAAUCCAAGUGGGAACUGCCUAUAAGCUUUUGGACUUUGGCAUCAAAAGCAGAAAAAUAAGUCCAAAAUAUAAGGAGACUUGGUUCAGAGACGAGGGAUUUGCUGGAAUAGGCGAAAGAAAAUUAAAAGGCAUUAUGGGUAGAAAGCUCAAACCUAAAGUCACAAAGUUAAGGGAGUUGUAUGAACAAUAUGAUGUUAUGUUUAUUUGAAUCUAAGGAUUUUUCUUUUUUAGGUUACUAUUUUCUGUAUUAUUAAAAUAAAAAUAAAUUAUUUACUUUAUACAUUA
Macrosteles quadrilineatus (aster leafhopper) is the source of this 803-nucleotide messenger RNA. RefSeq names its product peptidoglycan recognition protein 1-like. The transcript has 4 exons. Lineage: Eukaryota; Metazoa; Arthropoda; Insecta; Hemiptera; Cicadellidae. The record is from RefSeq and is a predicted model, not a curated record. The coding region runs from base 70 to 726 and encodes 218 amino acids. Gene Ontology annotation, molecular function: zinc ion binding; N-acetylmuramoyl-L-alanine amidase activity. Gene Ontology annotation, biological process: peptidoglycan catabolic process.